Linum trigynum is the source of this 7812-nucleotide messenger RNA. The record is from the annotation of a GenBank genome assembly. NCBI's taxonomy places the organism in Eukaryota, Viridiplantae, Streptophyta, Magnoliopsida, Malpighiales, Linaceae.
CCUAAUACAUGCCAAAAUAAACAUUGGGUCAUUUGAAUAGUUAUUGUUGUAAAUGUCAAGAUCAUAAUAUGAGUUCCAAAACCUCACCUACCUCUUGCGAUAUUUCCAUAUUUAGCAAUAUUCACAUUUAAAAACAAAGCAUAAGACAACAAAAGUUUUACAACUUCAUAUCGAAUUGGAACAUAUUACGAUAUCCAUCAUGAAAGCUAGCAUUGCAAAUUGAGUCGAGUGUACAGUUCAAUCGUUAUGAACCAUAAAAUCAAAUAUGCUCUAAGAAUCAUAUCAUGACUUGAGUUGUUCAUUUGUAUCGUUUAUACUUUGUACCACGCACUCGCCACUACCUCGUGAUAGUCAAAACCUCGUAUCAGAAUGUGGUUCGAUUCUAAGAAGAACAUGUUCGUUACACCGUGUUCUUUUACUAUUGGAAUAAUAGGCAUUGGGUUGGUUUGAGAGUGGAGAGUGGAGAUAACUAAACGUGUAACAUCAUUAUAGACUUGUGGUAGUUACUAACCAGUAACCAAUUGGCAACGUGCAAAGAAUCUAUGGUUUGAUUUGGUAUAAUAUUCUCGCACGUGAAGCGAGUGAUAAGCUUAGUUCAUCGCCUCGCCUGUGGCUGGCUUUCCGGCUGUUAGAUUUAGUUGGGGUGAUGACGACGACAUCGGCGCAGCCCGCCAACUAAUCUGUCGUCGUCGCUUUACGUCGUGAUCAGCAAACCGUCGUCGGAAUUUGCCGAUUUGGAUUCGUUUCUUUUCACUUGCAAUGUCCAUAUAAUAGGAAGUUUUGUUUACACGACAUAGAGAUGAUGAGAACCAUCUUACAUGGUUCAAUAGGUUUAGUGAUAUAUAGGGGUGGUGGCUCGGUUUUGUGUUAUCUAUUUUAACCGAAAUUGAAUUGAUUUUUAAGACUUAUCGGGUUCUCUUAAUGAGAACCAACAAACUUAUGGGGGGAAGGAGAUUCAUUGGCAGUAAGUAGACCUGACUAUGAUUACCCACACUAUACGAACACAAACUUGAAGUAAUCACACCUGAAUCUAGCAGGAAAAUAAGAACUUUACAAGUUGUGUUGAAUUGAGUUCUUACGGACUUGAUAUGAACAUAUUAUUACGAUAUAUAUAACUAAUUCAAUCUAUGAUAAAACACACAUGACACAAUUUGGUGGACAAGACUGACUAAUUCUAACCGUUCUUGCCAAUUUGCUAAAUUAUGACCUUGUUUAUCACAAUUUUAAUUUUCAACUAAAAAGCUCAUCAUAACAGAUCGUGUAUGAUCAUUGGGAGCUAGCAAAUACAAUUCAUUAUUGACACUUAUAGACAAUUAUGUAGUGGUUGAUUAACUCAUCCUUUAAUUAUGAGGUAUGAGAUUCGAUCGUUAGCUCAUUAUAGUAAACUCGAUCAUUAGCCCAUUAUAAUAGAAUGCCAUGUGUGAUCAAUCAUUUAAUUUUUACCCAUACUAAGAAAUUAGCUCAUUAGCCCAUCAUAAUGGAUCGUGUAUGAUCAUUGGGAGUUGGCAAAUACAGUUCAUUAUUGACACUCGUAAACAGUUAUGUAGUGAUUGACUAACUCAUCGUUUAAUUAUGAAGAGUGAGAUUCGAUCAUUAACUCAUUAUAAUAAACGCGAUCAUUAGCUCAUUAUGAUUGAACACCCCAUGUGAUCAAUCAUUUACCGCUUCUGAUAUGAUCCAAAUUGGCCACUUCUACAAGUCACAAUUACUUGCCAAAGAAGCUAUCAAGGUUGGAAAGAAGAAAGGCAGAAUUUGGCUAAGUCUAAAUCCGUGUUCAGGGUACAUACUUUGACGGCAUGGUUCUCUCAAUUGGCUUGGUGGAAAUUCAAGGUUAAGGGUUUGUUUUGCAGAUAAAGUUUCCAUCUUUCCAAUGGUAUGCUUUGUGGAUCCAGAUGAUGUCAUUAAGGUUGUUUUCCAAGGCCUCAAAGUUGCUACCUCAAAACUGGAAAACUGCCAGAAUUUGGUUAAGGCAGAAACUGUGUUCAAGAAGCCUACUUUGGAGCUCCAUUCCAGAAGCAUGGAUGAGAUUCGAGUCCAGAGGCUUAUACCACAUGAAAGUAGGUAUGUUCUACUACAAAGACAUGGCGUUGGAUGAUUGGAAGCUUACCUGGAAGGCUUUGAUCGAGAGGCUCAAAGAUGGCAUCAAAGCUGUUUGGUUACUUGGAGCUAAAGGCAGAUUUCUUUUCUUGUUUAGUUAGGAUUUCAUUGUUUUGGUAGUUUUUGAUUCCUUUUCGUAUUAGACUGUAAUUAGGAGUUUAUGGGACGUGUGUAACCCUAGCUAGGCCUAUUUAAGCUUUCUAUUUCGUUGUAAAACUAAGACUUUGAUUAAUCGAAAUUGAGAACCGUUUGGUUUGUGCAAGUUGCGACUUGUUUUGGGUUUGGUGAAUUCCAAACUUGCUGAGCUUUGUAUCGAUUGAAUAUUCCCUUCAAUCGUGGUCGAGCAACUACCCUUUUAUACCAAUCGAGCUAUCCCCAUGUAUGGAUUUGUCCUUUUGGUUCCGUUUUAUCCAAGUUCGUAUUAAGAACGCUUCGUUCUUGAUUCGAGCUCAAUCGAUUCUUCGAUUGAGUCGUUAGCUGCGUGACUUUGGUAAUAUACACCCCCCAGGGGCGUAUCAAGUGGUAUCAGAGCCCCGUUCAAAUCAGUGGCGAUUUUUGAAGAAUUCUGCAGCAAAAUCAAUGGCCAUGGUGGUCGAAUUGGAGCAAGCUAAUUUGACGUCGUACACGCGCUGUUUGGUGGGAGAGAAGGUGUGUUCCGUGUACGUCAAUGGUGAGAGCAAAUCAAACCUGAUUAGCUCUCGUGCAGUGGCUAAAUUGGGGCUGUCGACUCGAAAACAUCCAGCUCCUCAUUCAGUGUCAUUGCUGGAAACAGGAAGCUCUGUUUUCGUAACAGAGGAGGUGACCUUACCUUUCAAAAUUGGAAGCUACGAGGAUGAGGUUCGGUGUGACGUGGUUCCUCUAAAAAUAACUCAUAUAGUGCUGGGUAAUCCUUGGCACGUCGAUCGCGGAGCUCGACGGAGCAGAAGAACAAACCACAUCAGGUUGCGCCAUUGUGGGACAAGUUUUGCUUUGAAGUUUCUCUCGCCGGAAGAAGCGGCUGACGAUCAAGCCACGUUGCUGAAACAAGUACGUGGCGAGGAGGAAUUGCUGCUGGCGAUGGAGGUUUCAAAUAAGGAGCAGCAGCCGGAGAUCAAGCUCGUUGAGGAAGAGCUGUCCGAUGGAGUUGUGCGCCUCUGUUUUCCGUCAACAAAGCAGAGUAUGAGAGAGGGAGAGUUGGCUGGCAAUCUGGGAAGCGAGUUGAUCACAGACCCGCAACCCAACACCUUUCCUCCGGCAGUGGGAAGCUCUUCCCUUGAACUGGCAGGCUCGAGUUCAACCGAUUUGCAGAAGCCUGAUCGAGCUCCAACACCUCUGCAACUGUCCGAACAUGAUGAACAAUUGUGUGAUCUGGUCGGAGCAAUAGGGGCACAGUCGAACUCGACCAACGCAGCCGAUUCCGUCCACACAACCCCAGGAAUGACAACAAUGAAAGAGCUCGACCCAAAGCCAGCUGAUUCGCAGAAUUCGAUUUGGAGCAAAACUCCCCUGGAAACGGCAGAACUGGACGUGAAAUUGCUUGAAUGGGUUGGGGAGUUUGGAGCUGAUUCGACACAAUCAGAUGAUUCGAAACCAUCAAGGUUGAUCCCAGGAAGCUGUAGGAAGGAGCAAUUAGACUUGGAGCUUCCUGAGUCAGAAACGCCCAAUUCUGAAAUCAAAAUUCUGGUUUCCCGGAAUUUGACUUCCUACGACGGCGGGAAAAACCCAGAUGACCAUUCGACGCGUUCCAGAAACAAUCGAUGCUGGAAAUCGAUCGAGAAGUAUAAUUCAAUGAUGGAUCAAGCCGAUUCGAGCAGUAGAUUGCAGAUUGGAGGCUCGAAUCCUUGCCGUUCAACUUUCGACGACUUCUCCGAGUUCGUCGCGAAGCUGGGGAGUAUCGUGAAGGUUCUGGCCGCGUUUCCAACGUUGAUCAUCGUCGAUAUUGAUCUGGGAAGUGAAGUGGAGGAUCAAUAUGCUUUAGUUCUCACAAAAUCAUCCAUGACUAACAACAAGGCAGAAGGCAGUGAGGAUUUGAAUAACAAUGAAGAACGUUUGGGAUGCACUUUUGAAGACCCAUUUUGGGCACCUUCUAGUCGUAUUUUGGCUUUCAAAAUCAUACAAGCUUUGAGGGCAAAGCUUUUUGAAGAGGGGGAGCCUGAUAUGAUCCAAAUUGGCCACUUCUACAAGUCAAAAUUACUUGCCAAAGAAGCUAUCAAGGUUGGAAAGAAGAAAGGCAGAAUUUGGCUAAGUCUAAAUCCGUGUUCAGGGUACAUACUUUGGCGGCAUGGUUCUCUCAAUUGGCUUGGUGGAAAUUCAAGGUUAAGGGUUUUUUUUGCAGAUAAAGUUUCCAUCUUUCCAAUGGUAUGCUUUGUGGAUCCAUAUGAUGUCAUUAAGGUUUUUUUCCAAGGCCUCAAAGUUGCUACCUCAAAACUGGAAAACUGCCAGAAUUUGGUUAAGGCAGAAACUGUGUUCAAGAAGCCUACUUUGGAGCUCCAUUCCAGAAGCAUGGAUGAGAUUCGAGUCCAGAGGCUUAUACCACAUGAAAGUAGGUAUGUUCUACUACAAAGACAUGGCAUUGGAUGAUUGGAAGCUUACCUGGAAGGCUUUGAUCGAGAGGCUCAAAGAUGGCAUCAAAGCUGUUUGGUUACUUGGAGCUAAAGGCAGAUUUCUUUUCUUGUUUAGUUAGGAUUUCAUUAUUUUGGUAGUUUUUGAUUCCUUUUCGUAUUAGACUGUAAUUAGGAGUUUAUGGGACGUGUGUAACCCUAGCUAGGCCUAUUUAAGCUUUUUAUUUCGUUGUAAAACUAAGACUUUGAUUAAUCGAAAUUGAGAACCGUUUGGUUUGUGCAAGUUGCGACUUGUUUUGGGUUUGGUGGAUUCCAAACUUGCUGAGCUUUGUAUCGAUUGAAUAUUCCCUUCAAUCGUGGUCGAGCAACUACCCUUUUAUACCAAUCGAGCUAUCCCCAGGUGUGGAUUUGUCCUUUUGGUUCCGUUUUAUCCAAGUUCGUAUUAAGAACGCUUCGUUCUUGAUUCGAGCUCAAUCGAUUCUUCAAUUGAGUCGUUAGCUGCGUGACUUUGGUAAUAUACACCCCCCCCCCCCCGGGGCGUAUUAGCUUCCAAUGACAAGAAAUUAUUCACUUCUUAAGAGUUAUCAUUAGUCACUUUUUAAGAGUUUUUUUUUACCCUGGUGGUAGUACACCACUAGUCAACAGUAUCAUUUAUAGUGGAAACUUAAAACUGCCACCUCCAUUCAAAAAAUCCUGCCUCUAGAGUGUUUUUCGGUGUGCUGACGUGUCUGAGAUUACAGCCGGCGGUUUCCCUCUCUGCUUUCUGUAAACGCUAUUUUGUUGUGCUGGUUUCUUUUGUGCGCCUCCCAACAAACAGUACUAGCUAUUCCCCUUCCUCCCUGAAACCCAUUCGUUGUAGCACCAACCACAAUUUCAAUCACUCGAUCCCUUUCUCCCUAUGGAUGACAUGACUGCAAUAUACAAGUGUCGCCCAAAUUAAUUUCCAGUAUCUCCUCUUCUCCACUGCUUCGCUCAUUCGCCGGCGGUUUUCCUCUUUCCCUGCCAAUUUCCAUUAUGUUUUCUCCGCCAUUCCAAAAAGAAAGCCUCGCUGCUCAAAGACUCAGACCGACGAAUUUCUGUGUAAAAUAGAAGAAUACCCUGGGCUGCUAUGGUUGAUACGACUAUGACUCAUAUUUGUGAAUCAAAGAUGGUGGCGUGUAAGUCAUCGAGGGAGUUGCUGGGUAACAGAUUGCUUUAGAUAUAGCUUCGUAUUUUUGUUUUGAUUUUACUUUUGUGAGAUCAGGUUUCCAUGGCGGUGAGUAGAAGGGAACUAAAUGAAUGAAAUAGGGCAGCUCGGUUUCCAUGGAUGUAGGUCUCCACGACAGUGAUUGAUGCAUAAUUUGAGGUUAAUUCAUUUCCAGUUGUCUUUGUGGCGCAUUCACGAUUUUCGGUGUUUUCCCCAGCUUUGAUUAGAGAUUGCUGUAGACAUUUCUUUCUGUGGCUUUGAGCUGCUUUUCAUUUUUUAACUUCGUAGUUGAUGUGGAGACAUAUUCAUGUCCAGGCAUUCGACAUGCCUUUGGUUGUUGAUGUUUACGGCAGUCAUUGGUUCGAGGUUAGGAAACCGCAGAUUACCUUUCUUUAGUUCAAGAAUAUUGGGGUUUCACUUUCUCACGUGAACCUAUUUGCCUGAUUCAGAGUUCUUCUAUGGAAGCUUUCAUUGGUAGCUUUUGCAAGGUGGAUUUGCACUUGGGAGCUGUGGUUCUGUUUUUCGAUUAUGGUGAGUGGUUUGUAAGCUGCAUUUGUAUUCGCCUUCCCUUCAACGACUCAUACCACCUGAAUCCCUUCAUGCUUUGGCUUCCACUUCAGGCUUCAGUUACCUCCUAUAACCUUGAAUCACUUUCACUUCGUCUUCCAAUCUUCUGCAAAUCUGAUUUCCCUCUUCCAUUGCUGGGAAAAAUUAUCUUCCAUCUCUUUUUCUGUUUACUUUGUCGGACCAUCUUACGUCGUCGUCUUAUUCUCCUUCCAGAGCGCAAAAAAGGAAAUUGUAGAACAUAUCAAUUGAAGUAGAUGCCAGAAUUAGAUGAAAAUAUUGCCGGAGAACUCAUCCUCUAAAAGUAAUGAGGUAUAUCAUGGGAUUUCAACUCUUAUUAUUUAUCUCUUUUGUUUGUUUGCUAUUUUGUGAAAUUUUGAGCUCUGUUCAGUCAACCCAUUUGUUGAUUAUUCUAAGUUCAUGUUUUUAAUUUUUACCUUUGCUUGGUCAUAGAUUUGAUACAUUGGGACUUAAGAGGGGUGUGGAUGAUCAAGUGAGAUCUGCCAGGUUUGGAUGUAUGUUUCUAUUGUCUUAUACCAUAUCAUUACUAUUCCAAGUUCUUGAACACCAAACUUAAGCUUCAUUGUUCAUGUUACUCUUUUAUCAUCAACCAAAAACUUCUUUUCCCUGGACCAGACGUCUAAGUAGGAUCGAGGAGUUGGAAAGACCAUGUAUCCAGUGUGAAAUCCAGAAAGUGACCAAUGAUCUUUCUUUCCUCUCAGUCUUUGGUGGUAUGUUCCCUAAUUUCCCUCCCCUUCCCUCCUUUUUAAUUCCUCCUUUGGGAUUUUUUGACUGGUUUGCAUCAUCCCUAUCUCAUGGAGGCAGCAAUACUGCUUGAUCUGCUUUUGUCAGCUUAUAUUUUAUAGCCUUCAAUAUGUGAUGUCUAAUCUAUUUUGUUUCUUUUAAAAAAUUCCAUUCAAUUCCGUUCUAUGUCUUUGUCGAUUUCGUCUGUAGGAUAGUAUGUUAGAAUGCUUUGAAAACGAGAAUGGGUUCAUGGAACCAGUUUGCUUUCUCCUUCAAGUUUUUGUUUGGGGGUUAGUUGUUGCAUUAUCAACUUUGUUUACUCUUUCAUAUUCAACAUUCUUAAGCUUUUUAGAUGGUUCCUUACCCAUCUUCUUCAUCUCUGCAAGUAUUGUUAAUUAUGGCUAUUGUUUAUUCCUUUUGCAUUUGUUGUCUAUACACAUCCUCUUAUUCUAAUGUUCUAUAUCAAUUUCAAAUGUUGGUGUCCUAUCGUGUCCUACCAACAUAAGUAAUCGUAUAGGUUAAGCUAUAGGAAUCACAAACCCAGGGAAAGGAUAGUGUGGCAAAGUGAAUCACCAGAGAAAUAGACUUGGUGAUUGUUUUGAAGUUAAUUGGGUUUGGUGUUCUUUUUCAAUUUCAAUGACAAAUGGAUAUAUGGGUGAUUAAUAAGGAUGUUAUGAUUUA